This is a messenger RNA of Periconia digitata, 354 nucleotides long. Lineage: Eukaryota; Fungi; Ascomycota; Dothideomycetes; Pleosporales; Periconiaceae. The record is from the annotation of a GenBank genome assembly.
UCCGCACCAACGUACCAACGCAAUUACGCAGUCAUGUCAGUAUCACGAAAGCGCGUGUUUGAUCUCAUGAAGACGCAAUGCGCUGUCUUCAACACGACGUACAAUCCUCAGCGUCUCCGUUUAGGUUCUCGUAUCCUCCAUUCACGCCUUAAAGGUGCCGCCAUCGCUUCUUACUAUCCACCGCGGAUAGGAACUAUUGCGCAACUGCGAAAGCUGUACCCAGAAGAUGAUAUCAUAGAUGAGAAGGAGGAAGAUUGGAUUGAACAUUUGAACGUGGCUCAGUCAAGAGGAAAGGGGAACCCGAAGAAGAAGCGAACCGCAGCAGAAUCCAAGAAGUUCACCAAGAGAAGGUGA